This is a messenger RNA of Cicer arietinum (chickpea), 2331 nucleotides long. RefSeq names its product phospho-N-acetylmuramoyl-pentapeptide-transferase homolog. Gene Ontology annotation, cellular component: plasma membrane. Gene Ontology annotation, biological process: cell wall macromolecule biosynthetic process; cell wall organization. Gene Ontology annotation, molecular function: phospho-N-acetylmuramoyl-pentapeptide-transferase activity. The record is from RefSeq and is a predicted model, not a curated record. NCBI's taxonomy places the organism in Eukaryota, Viridiplantae, Streptophyta, Magnoliopsida, Fabales, Fabaceae.
UGGAACAUGUAUCAUAUCAAAUUGAAUCACCUUAUGCAAUAAUGCAUCUACAGCAAUAUAAAUAAAAGAAUACAAGAGAGAAAAUUAAAAGAGAGAUAGAAAGUUGUAGAGAGUGCUGCACACAUUCCUGCAGCAGCAGAGGAUCAGGAUCUAGAUCCGUAUCAAACACGUCCAUUGAUUGGCAACUGUUCAUAAUAACAUGGUGUAGCCGUAGAAAUAGAAGUUCAACCACAUUGUUUGAAGAGGCAGUUAAAACUUAAAACUAGUUUUAGAAGUGGCAAUACCAAACACAAUAUAUACUUUGUUUGCAUCGAAAGCACCUAACAAAUUGAAAAUGACCCCACCGAGAGAAAACGGUUUCGUUUCGGCUACGCGAUGAUAUCAAAGUAGCUAACACAAGAAAGUCGCAGUUAAUUACCGCCAUUUGACACUUUCCCUCCUCCUGCCAUAUAAAAAUGAAAAUAUCCUUUCUCCGUAAUCGAAUAUACUCGCGCCCUUGCAUUCUACUCGAUAAUAACCGUUUGUUCCUUUUUCUCUUCUUCUCACUCUAAUCUCAGAUCUACUCUCUCUCGCUCGCUCGCAACGCAUUCAUGUAUUCGCAUUCUUGUCUCCUCAACCACCAAAAUCUACCUCUCCGCCUCUCUCGUAUUCACCGCCUCUCUGUUCCUCCUUCUUUGUCACUCGUCUUUUCUUCCCCUUCCAACUUCGAUUGUGCCAACCUCAAGUUACAUCCAUUCAUUAUUCAUCAAUACAGGUCUUGUGUUCGACGAAAUGUUUCAAAGGGAGCCUUCGAUGAGGAUUCAUUUGACUUUCCACUACUUGAUGAUUGGAGUCCUGAAGAGAGUUCUUCUUAUGUGCUCUCAUCCAGUGAUGGCGAAGACUUUGAUGGCGAUGUCUUUCUUACCCCGGUGAAUGAUGUUGAUUUGCCUUCUGUUUCUGCAUCAAAUAAUGAUGCUUUAACAGUGGCUGCUCAUCGGCUUGCAACCAUUGGGAGGGGACACAAGAAACAUAGGAUCAAACUUGGCCUUUUCAUCACUGUGGGGCUUAUAAUCCUCUUGACAGUGCUGCUUUUAUAUGUAGAUUGGUGUGCGUGGAAAAUUGUUAGACUGCCAUUAUCACCUUUUUACUUGACCUGCCCAUUUCUCGUAUCAGCCAUUUUAGCUUCUUUUGCUGGUUAUGUCUGUGUCCCAAUUUUUCGUCAUAUUAAAGCUAUCCAUGUUAUCAAGCAACAAGGGCCUCUUAGACAUCGCUUGAAAACAACACCUACAUUGGGUGGUUUAUUUUUUGUUCCUAUUGGUAUAAUUGUUGCUCAUGUAAUUGCUGAUUCCUCAUCUAUUGAAGUCUCUGGGGCAGCUGGUGUUACAAUUGCAUUUGCAGCAGUUGGUUUACUUAGUGACAUAUUGAGCCUCACCAAAAAUCAUUGGAGAGGUUUACCAGCAUUGGCAGAAGUUCUCUUGGAGGUAGCUGUUGGAACAUGCUUUUCGUUUUGGUUGGACAUCACCAGUAUAUCUUCACCCUAUGGCAUGAAGAGAUUGCUCCCACUACCACUAGGCCUUGUGUACUUGGGGCGAUAUUACCAACUCUUGACCUCGUGUUGUUUUGUUUCCAUGGGACAUGGUGUGAAAUUAGCAGAUGCUCUUGAUGGACUCGCUGGAGGCAUUGCUGCAUUGGCUUUUACUGGAAUGUCAAUAGCUGUGCUUCCGAUAUGUUCUGAGCUUGCCAUAUUUGGUGCUUCAAUGGCUGGAUCUUGUGUUGGAUUUCUUCUAUACAACAGAUACAGAGCAUCUGUAUAUAUGGGUAAUACAGGAUCUUUGGCCCUUGGUGGUGCAUUAACUGCAAUGGCUGCAUGUACUGGAAUGUUCUUCCCACUAUUAAUUUCUUCUGGAAUUUUCAUUGUUGAGUCAUCAUCAGUUAUUCUUCAGGUAUUGUACUUGAAGAUAACUAAGGGUUUGCGGGCAGCAGGUUGGCGCUUUUUGAGAAUGCCACCCAUUCAUCGUCGCCUCCAUUUGUGCGGGUACAGAGAAGUGAAAAUUGUGCUAGGUGCAUAUCUGAUUUCAUCUGUAUUGGCUUUGCUCGGCGGAUAUGUAGGUCUUAUUUCAGCGUAAUAACUUCUAAGUGUUGUGAAAAUUGUCAUUCUUGAUAGAGAAAAUAUAUUUGGACAAAGUGUCCCUUAUGUUUUUUUGUAUUUUUGAAAACUGUGUAAAUUGUACGCGUGAAAAAGUUAGAGAAAGAUAAAAAUAGAAGUAUUCGGUGUCACAUAUGGUGUAUGAAAUUAGAUGUUGAAAAAUACAAAUCUUCUUGAUAUAAGCAUAAAUCCUAAUUUUCAAUGCA